CUCCACUCGGUCGAGCUCCACCAGCGCCCAAUCGCCUCGUUCUCAUAGUUCUUCCUCCCUCCCCCUUGCGAAAAGCAUCAUCAGUUCGCAGCGAAACACACCAUGGCAGCGUCUCUUGCGUGCGCUUUCUUCUUCGACGCGGAGCCGGUCGGCGAGCAGGGCAGGCACGCCCUGGACGCCUGCGCGCUCUGCACCAAGCCGCUGGCGCGGGACAGCGACAUCUUCAUGUACAAGGGGGACACGCCCUUCUGCAGCGAGGAGUGCCGCUACGAGCAGAUGCAGCUCGACGCGGUGUACGCCAGGUCGGCCGGCCGGAGGCAGCAGCAGUACUCCGGGAGGACGGAGUCGCGGCGCGGGCAACGGGAGACCAGGAAGGUGUCCGUGGCGAGCUAAGCCGACCGGAAUCAACGGCUGCAUCGAUCGUGAUCAGCUGAUUCGGCUGGUAAUUAACGAGAACUCGAGUUGAAUCGAUAUGAGAUUUCAAGAGCCGCGCGUCAACAUGCGGUGGCAAAGUAGCUUGAUUUCUUCAUCGACCGUGGCCAAGAGGCCGCCCCAACCGCGCUGCCCGGCGGCGCCGGAGAAGAAUCCGAGGAAGUUCAUCGGCUAGCUUGAGGUCUUGGCCAUGUGGGGCGCCCGCUCGACCUUGUCGAUCUAUGCUCAGAUUGGCGCCCUUUUCGGUCGUAUCGCGUUUGCGCGCCAGUGUUUUCGUAGCCUCACGGGUGACAUCCGUUUGUAAAUCCAAAUCAUUUGGGAAGGCUUCCGUGUUUCCUAAUAGUACAUGUGCAAAUUUUGGAGCAAAAUCACGAGUUUGAAUCA
Oryza brachyantha (malo sina) is the source of this 816-nucleotide messenger RNA. RefSeq names its product FCS-Like Zinc finger 1-like. NCBI's taxonomy places the organism in Eukaryota, Viridiplantae, Streptophyta, Magnoliopsida, Poales, Poaceae. The record is from RefSeq and is a predicted model, not a curated record. Bases 103 to 393 code for a protein of 96 amino acids. The transcript has a single exon.